Messenger RNA from Salmo salar (Atlantic salmon), 3832 nucleotides. Its product is annotated as tRNA-dihydrouridine(16/17) synthase [NAD(P)(+)]-like. Gene Ontology annotation, molecular function: tRNA dihydrouridine synthase activity. The record is from RefSeq and is a predicted model, not a curated record. NCBI's taxonomy places the organism in Eukaryota, Metazoa, Chordata, Actinopteri, Salmoniformes, Salmonidae.
GAUUAUUUCCUGCUUGAUACACAAUUAUUAUGCUAGUUGAGGAACUAAUCCUGGGACUAACAUCAUUACAACUAACUAUAGAGAGAGCUCACAACUCCAACAAGUAGCUUAAAUGGAAAUAUGUGCUCAGCAAUGUUCAAAAGCAGAGUUACUGAAACCAGGCGGAACCAACCGCCACUUAUCGUUUCCCCUCGGUCAUAUUUGACUGUUACACUGGUUUGGCACAUGAAUCACUGUUGAGAACAGCCUGGAGUACAUUUUACUAAGUGUUUCUCAUACAGGUCAAACUGCGAGGUUGCUGUGAUGGCGGUGAAGCUGCAAGGCUUUGAGUUCUGGAAGACUACGCUGAGGGGAGCGCGUUACGUCGUUGCACCCAUGGUGGACCAGAGCGAGCUGGCCUGGCGUCUACUGAGCCGUCGCCAUGGCGCCGAGCUUUGCUACACGCCCAUGCUGCACGCACAGGUGUUUGUGCGCGACGCCAACUACAGGAAAGAUAACCUGUACAGCGAAGUCUGCCCCGAAGACAGGCCGCUUAUUACACAGUUCUGUGCCAACGACCCAGAGGUGUUUGUCCAGGCAUGUCUACUGGCUCAGGACUACUGUGAUGCUAUCGAUCUCAACCUGGGAUGCCCACAGAUGAUCGCCAAGAGAGGGCACUACGGAGUCUUCCUACAGGAUGAGUGGGAGCUGCUGGAGAAGAUGGUGAAGCUAGCCAAUGAGAAGAUCUCUGUUCCCAUCACCUGUAAGAUCCGUGUGUUUAACAAGAUGGAGGAGACUGUUCAGUACGCUCAGAUGCUGGAGAAGGCUGGCUGCCAGCUGCUGACCGUUCACGGUCGGACCAAGGACCAGAAAGGACCCGCGACAGGCAUCGCUAGCUGGGAACACAUCAAGGCUGUACGGAACGCUGUUAACAUCCCUGUGUUCGCUAACGGUAACAUCCAACACCUGAGUGAUGUGGAGCAGUGUAUGGAGGAGACUGGAGUACAGGGGGUGAUGAGUGCAGAGGGGAACCUCCAUAACCCAGCUCUGUUUGAGGGUCUCAGCCCUCCUGUAUGGGAGAUGGCUGAGGAGUAUCUAGAGGUGGUCAGUCAGUACCCUCCCUGUACCCUGUCCUAUGUCAGAGCACACCUCUUCAAGCUCUGGCACCACACACUGCAGAUCCACAAGGACCUGAGAGAGGAGCUGGCUAAGGUGAAGAACCUGCAGGGGCUGACAGAGGUCAGCAGACAACUCAGACUACGCUGCCAGGAGGAGAUAACCAAUGGAGGAGAGGAGGCGGGGCAGGUGGUUGGGCUGCCAUUCCCUCAUUGGAUCUGCCAGCCGUACGUCAGACCAGUGCCGAAGGAUCUGGUUGCUAACAGCAACGGUACGGAGGUGAAGGCAGUGCGUCACAAGAGGGCGUUGUCACUAGAGGACUCGGACGGGGCGAGCGACGCCCUCUCCAAAAACAAACAGAAGAAGAAAGCCAGAAACCCCCACAAGAACUUCUGUCCCGAGCAGAAACCAAAGUACAUCAAGUGUGAGCAGUGUGGAAAUCCAAAGGGUAAUCAGUGUGUAUUCAACCUGUGUCGAGGCUGCUGUAAAAAGAAGGCCUACAAGGAGGUGGCAGACUGCCCAAGUCAUGGGCUAAAGUUCAAGACCAAGGCAGAGAAACAGAAGUCAGAGCGGGAAGAGGAGAAGAGAAAGAGCAGAGGAUUACAGGAGGAAGAGGAUGGAGGAUUGUUGAACGGGACCCCCAACACCCCAACAGACCCCCACAGAGGACAGACUGUGGCCUGAGACAUGGACAAACAGGGACAUAGACAUCCAUUCAUACGUAGAGCAGUACACACACACCAGGAUGUGAGAAACUCCAUCCAUCAACAGUAUACAGAGACAAGAACGUGUUGUAAGGAACACACGUGUCCAUCCAUACAGUCUCAUACUCACCACUGUCCUCCAUUGCUGCUGUGCUGAUCUGGCUUUGUUGGGGUUUCACCACUACGCCCUCCUCCUACCUGACUGACUGGAGGAGUCUUCCUGGACUAGCUCCACUGGGACUGAUGUAAUGGACAGCCUCCUCCUACCUGACUGACUGGAGGAGUCUUCCUGGACUAGCUCCACUGGGACUGAUGUAAUGGACAGCCUCCUCCUACCUGACUGACUGGAGGAGACUUCCUGGACUAGCUCCACUGGGACUAACGUAAUGGACAGCCUCCUCCUACCUGACUGACUGGAGGAGUCUUCCUGGACUAGCUCCACUGGGACUGAUGUAAUGGGGAGUCUUCCUGGACUAGCUCCACUGGGACUGAUGUAAUGGACAGCCUCCUCCUACCUGACUGACUGGAGGAGACUUCCUGGACUAGCUCCACUGGGACUGAUGUAAUGGGGAGUCUUCCUGGACUAGCUCCACUGGGACUGAUGUAAUGGACGGACUAAUUUCUCUCUUGGACUUUAGCAUAACAAGUUAGCUUUGAAGUCAAUGGGAGAUUCACCCCAAAACGUCCAGUUACAUGUGGGGCUUUCUAGUUGGUCUACAGCUGUUUCUGGAAGGAGGAAAAACUCAUGGAGUCGUAACAGUACUAUCCCAGUGCUGCUCAAUCUCUACAUGUAUUAGUCUUUUGGUUGUGGUCAAUAAUGGGACUAUUUCCUGGUGAUCUUUGUCAUGUUUUCCCCUGAACUAGAAUGAUAUUUUAUCACCUGACUGUUAGAAUGGUGACUGUCCAACAUAGUCAGUCCGUUUUUCUUUUUAGAUCAAUUUUCAUCAACCUAUCAAGCUCCUAGUCUUAAUGUGUACCUGUGUGAUGUGUAGGGCUUGGAGUUUGUUUUCUAGGCCUGUCUCCAGAAAGUAUUUUAGGGUAGGGAUGCUGAUCUGAGAUCUGUUCAUCAUUGUUGGGGCGGCAGUGGUUAGAGGGGCGGUAGGUAGCCUAGUGGUUAGAGCGUUGGGCCAGUAACCGAAGGGUUGCUAGAUUGAAUCCCUGAGCUGACAAGGUAAAACAUCUGUCGUUCUGCCCCUGAACAAGGCAGUUAACCCACUGUUCCCCCGGUAGGCCGUCAUUGUAAAUAAGAAUUUGUUCUUAACUGACUUGCCUAGUUAAAUAAAAUAAAAAAUGAUCUGAGAUCUGUCCAUAUAGGUCUUAUUCAUUAUGAUCUGAAAGGCUAAACUGAUCCUAGAUCAGCACUCCUACUCUGAGGCGCUUGGUGGAUACGGGCCCUGUGGUAAAACUCCUGGUCAUUCUGAUGUCAUGUGUUUACAAGUCGGGAACUUUUUAAACUUCGAGUUAAAAUUAACGUAAGUUAUUUGCGUACUUUCCAAGUGGGAAACCUGGGGCCUCAUCUUUCUUCAAGUUUCCAAGUUGUCUUGAACACACCAUUACUGGGAACCAAACAGGGGGGGGGGGCCUACCUGAAUUUGUCCAAUAGAAACUCUUGUUUUUGUUGCAAAACAUUUUCCAUUAUGAAAUUGUUUUGCUAUGGUUUGCACAAAUCAAUAAACCCCAGGUGAGAAGUCAAUGCCAAAUCACACUGGAAACUAUUUUUUCAUCACUUCAAAUAAUUGUAAAUCAUUUAUAUGAGUCAUAUAUUUGGUUUUAAUUUCUCUUUGUGAUGGUUUUAUUUAUUUUCUGGUGGUUGGGGGUUGCUUGCAUUGAGUUCAGUGCCUUCUGGUAGACAUAACACUUGGCCUAUCCAGUCAUAUAUGAACUAGAGGUUAAAUAAAUGGAUGUGACAAGUGAGAAAUGGUGUAUUUGAUAUUUUUCUCUUAUCUAUGAUUUCUCCAUUCAUACAUUUUGGGCCAAAAUGAGCCCUUUUGUCAACUUUUGGAUUUUCUGCUGAAUAUAAAACUGACACGUCA